AUGCUGUUUUUAGAUAUCGUUGAUGGAGUGAUCGCAAUAAGAGAAGGGAACCUAGCAAUAGGAAUUCUGAAAAUGUUUGAAGAAGAACAUAUUGUUCUUGAAGGGGCUGGCGCAAUCGGACCAGCAGCAUUGCUUUCUGGAAACAUUGAAGGUCUGUCGGGAAAGCGAGUCGUUUGCAUACUGUCAGGUGGUAACAUUGAUAGCAGCUUGAUGGGACGGACCAUAGAGAAAGGUUUGGCUAUUGACGACCGCUUAAUUCAAGUUAUAGUGACAGUUCCUGAUAUGGUUGGUGGCUUUGCUGAGCUAUUCGAGAUAUUCGCGGAGAAUGGGUCUUCAAUAGUGGAGUUUUUAACGGUGAGCCCGACUGCGCAUUCGCAGUAG
This is a messenger RNA of Haemonchus placei, 381 nucleotides long. Lineage: Eukaryota; Metazoa; Nematoda; Chromadorea; Rhabditida; Trichostrongylidae. The record is from the annotation of a GenBank genome assembly.